ACAAAAUUCAAUAAAAUAAUCACAACUCAGUUCUGGAGGUCUAUAGGCAAGAACCCUUUUAGGACUUUUCUAGUGUUAUCGAGACCUUCUUGUACACCCAAUAUGAACUUAAACGACAAGGGUCAGCUGCUCGAGUAUAAUCGGGAAGCUAACGAGAGAACUAUUUCACAUGAUAAAUCGUUUUUGAGUUCGCAUUCUAUGCAUAAUAUUGAAUCAAGUAAGAUAUGGAAUCCUUCAAAAAAGGUAAAUGGUCUUAGACUUUUCUUUCAAAGUUAUAACUAUUUUAUUAGAAUUUCAGGCUAUGACACCGAUAUUAAAUUUGCAAAAAAUAUUUAUGUCCUACGAACGAUAGAAGAUUGUCAGAUUUUUGAAAAUUCAAUAUCUUGUGAAGAAAAAUUUCGUUUGAGCUGAAAUUUUCAGAAGAUUUUUCUUUUAACUAGAUCUAUCAGUAGGUGAAAUAUCAUUAUUCGAUUUGUUCGUGCAUAUCGUGCUCUAGCCUAGAAUUUCUGUAAAAUGGUUAUUUACUCCGGAAGAAAGACCUAAGAGCACUUAUUAUUUUUCAAACGUUUGAUGUCUUACGAGAAUCUGAGCUUAAAAACAAUUUAUUACUUGAAAGCAUUAUCUCAUAAGAUCAAUUGAAGUUCCUUCUAGAUGCAAACUUAAUUGGACUCAAGUUCACAGAAACUGAUCAUCACAAUAAUUUUUUAUUUUCAAUUUUUUUAUCAAUAAUAUAAACGUUUUAUUUCUAGCAUAUGGGUAGUUUUGAUAGAUGUCUUGUUGAUGCACCAUGUAGUGGUACAGGUGUUAUAGCAAAAGAUCCAGAAGAUGAAAAAGAUAUUCAACGAUGUUUUACUGCACAACAAAAUGAAACAGUCGUACAAUAUGCAUUAAAUAAUCAACCAGUAAAACUUGUUGAAACAGGUUUAGAAUUUGGUAUAGAAGGUUUUACAAAUUUUAAAGGCACAUCAUUUCAUCCAUUUAUGAAAUAUUGUCGUCGAUAUUAUCCGCAUUUAUAUAAUUUGGAUGGUUUUUUUGUUUCUAAAUUAAAAUAA
This is a messenger RNA of Rotaria sp. Silwood1, 1052 nucleotides long. NCBI's taxonomy places the organism in Eukaryota, Metazoa, Rotifera, Eurotatoria, Philodinida, Philodinidae. The record is from the annotation of a GenBank genome assembly.